AGAUAGUCGCAGUUUUUGACGGAGGUGACUAACGACUAGCGUGACAUCGGAAACAUGGAAGACGUACUGGACGAGGUGGUUUCUUCGGAAGAUUUAAAGAAAUUUGAAAGAGUUUAUCAUGAGCAGCUGCACGCUUCGAAUGUUACCCAAAACGCGCAGUUUGAAUAUGCCUGGUGUCUUGUCAGAAGCAAGUACUCGGCAGAUAUUCGAAAAGGAAUUAUCUUACUUGAAGAUUUGUUCAACAAAGAAGGAGAGGCUUUGAAACGUGACUGCAUAUACUACCUAGCAAUUGGAAAUGCUAGAAUAAAAGAGUACACCAAAGCUUUGUCGUACGUGAGAGCGUUUCUGCAAAUUGAACCAGGCAACCAGCAGGUCCAGCAUUUAGAAACUACAAUAAAAAAAAAAAUGGAAAAGGAGGGACUUGUUGGCAUGGCAGUAGCUGGGGGAGUAAUAAUUGGACUUGCAAGCAUUUUGGGAUUAGGAAUUGCAAUGGCAAAGAAGGGUUAAUGAACACUGUCACAGUCUGUGCAUCAUUGAUCAUAUUUAAACGCAAACGAUGUACGGGAGAUAGAGUGAUAAUUUUCGAGUAAAAAAUUAUGCUAAUACAUAUAUAGUGAUGAUGUUUGCAUAAUAAGGAUUAAAAAUAAAUGUGUUUUCUUUCCAUUAUUUCGUAUUGAUUUUCAAUUCAGGUUAAAUAAAAAUCGCCUUCCAUGUUUUUCUACUUAUGUAUUUGAACUGGUUUAAAAAAAAAAUUGAUUUCUUGAAAAAUGUUACUGUAUCAUGAAUUACAGUUCGUAUUAGUCAAAAAUAGGCGAUUAACGUCACGAUAAUUCCGUAGUAGUUAUGAAUGCUUGUUUUGGAUACAUUCCAAAAUCUUUAGCAAAGCAUUAUCUUCUUAUUGUAUAGCUUCCUCAACUUUAUCUAAUGUUAAAUUA
This is a messenger RNA of Diprion similis, 935 nucleotides long. RefSeq names its product mitochondrial fission 1 protein (gene Fis1). Gene Ontology annotation, biological process: mitochondrial fission; autophagy of mitochondrion; mitochondrial fragmentation involved in apoptotic process. The transcript is spliced from 4 exons. Gene Ontology annotation, molecular function: protein binding. Gene Ontology annotation, cellular component: peroxisomal membrane; mitochondrial outer membrane. Lineage: Eukaryota; Metazoa; Arthropoda; Insecta; Hymenoptera; Diprionidae. The record is from RefSeq and is a predicted model, not a curated record. The coding region runs from base 55 to 507 and encodes 150 amino acids.